UUGUGGUUUAGCCCCGCCUUCCUGCUGAAAGGGAAGCUAAUGGUUUGGCCAUAGCGUGACAUUUUAAUAUCGAAAGUGUCUCUUGUUGUGUUUGCCACUGCUAUGGCCGCGGUACCAGCCGAGGAAGCGACCUCCCUGAGAGCUGAGGACGGCGUGCCGCCCGGUGGAGCUUACGAGGAGGACGCUAAGAAGAAAGAAGAGGGCCUUAAUGAGCCGGAAACAGAACAACGAGGCAGCAGCAUCAAGCCGAAAAUGGAAGAGGUGGACGCUGAGGCCAGUGAAGAAGAGAAGCCCGCUACAUCAGUAGACAAGGCCGCGAGGGAGGUGGACAAGGACCACGGUGCUACCGCGGUCACGCCGGAGGGAACGACCGCUCCUGAAGAACCGGGGCAAAGAGCAGAGUCACGGCCGAGCCUGGAAGAUGGCAGCACCGAACAUACAGGUGACAUCUCAAUGAAAGACGCCAAGGAGGAACCGGACGACGACAGCAGCCGGUGUUCGGGAAUAGACUGCGAAAAGAGCGCAGCUGUUGGGAACGAGAAGCCCGGCGGUGGAGGCGGAGAGCUGGGGGACAAGAGGCGGACGAGCCUGGAGAUCUCAUCCUCAGAUGGGGAACCACUAAGCCGCCUGGACUCAGAGGACAGCACAAGCAGCAGUACCCUGAUGGACAUGGAGAGCAUCGUGUCCAGCGGACGUUCCACCCCAGCCCUGUUGAAUGGACAGAGUAGUGCACGGUCUUCUGCAACCAAGACAAUGGCUUACCCCUGCUGCUGGGACCUGUGUCCACAAUGCUUCAGCUCCAGCCCCGAUCUGGCCGAGCACAUCAGGGGCAUUCACGUGGAUGGGCAGAGAGGAGGGGUGUUUGUGUGUCUGUGGAAGGGCUGUAAGGUAUAUAACACACCCUCAACCAGUCAGAGUUGGCUCCAGAGACACAUGCUGACCCACAGUGGAGAUAAACCCUUCAAGUGUGUAGUUGGAGGCUGCAAUGCCAGCUUUGCUUCCCAAGGGGGACUGGCUCGUCAUGUUCCCAGUCACUUCAGCCAGCAGAGCUCCUCCAAAAUGUCCAGCCAGGCCAGACUCAAGGAGGAGUCUCCCUCAAAGGCUGGACUCAACAAGAGGAAGAAACUUAAAAAUAAACGCAGGUGGACCCUACCAAGGCCCCAGGACUUUUUUGAUGUCCAGACGAUGGAUGCUAUUCGCCACAGAGCCGUCAGUCUCAACCUCGCCACCCACAUAGAAAGUGGAGGAAAUGGUCACAGUGUUGUUUUUCACAGUACGGUGCUAGCCAAAAGGAAAGAGGGGCCUGGCAAGGUAAAGGUUCUUCUACACUGGACACCAGAAGACAUACUGCCUGAUGUGUGGGUGAAUGAGACAGAGCGAUCUCAGUUGAAGACUAAAGUAGUGCACUUAUCCCAGUUACCACAGGACACGGCCAUGUUAUUAGACCCAAACAUCUACCGAGCUCUUCCUCAAAAGCGGCUGAAGAACAGCCUGUAGGAAGUGGAGUCCAUAUCCAGAAGGAUGAUCCGUCAUCAUCAGACAUGAGUCUGGGAUCUGGGAUGGAGCGCUCUUCAACCGCCUUCUGAUUGUGGAGCAGUUAAGGAACUGACUUGCCCCCCCCCCCCCCCCCCCCCCAUUAGUUUUAUCAGAAAUGACUUUACGAAACCUGGAUUGUGUUGUUGUUUUUAACAAGCCUGUUUUGUUACCGUUUUGUGUCAAAUAUUUAUCCAGAUUUGUAACUUAUUUUUUUUUACCAUGGAAAUGAUGAUGUAAUGUUUUUUUAAUCAACCUUUUUAAGUAGAUCCGUAUUUAUGUGCUGAAACAUCAUAAACUGUUACUUGUAAGGUUGUUUACACAUUAUUAGGUGUAAUUAUGCUGUGCAUGUGGCAAAAAUCCUACCCAGUUGUCCUCAUUCUACUUCCUGAAUGCAGUACUGUUAAUUGUGUGAGACAGUUGGACUCUGUCUCAAGUUCAACUGUUUCCAGAGCAAUAAUUCAAGAGGACACUACUGUGUAGAUCUUAACUUUAGAAACCAUAAAAAACAUUUUAGCUGAAAAAGAAAAGAAAAAUAUUUAAUUGUCAACAACUUUUCCACAUGCCCAGCUCCUUUCACCGAGGUCAGAUGAACUUUGUAAAUGUAGUCGAUUAGAAUUUAAAAUCACAAUUUAAGCAUCUAUUAUGUUUUAAAUUUGGUGUAGUCUCUUAAAACUAAUGUUUGUAAUAAAAUGGUGAAAACAACACAAAGGAGCUGUGCAUCCAGUGUGAGGUGAAGAAACCGUAGAUUGUUGGUUCUCUGCAUGUUUGUCGGAGGGAGUUUUUGCUGUCCUGUUAGCAGACGCACUCUGGGAUCCUGCUGUGUGCCAGCUAAUAACUGAGCCAGGGGCAGAGCCACUGUUGGUGAACAUGCCUGCAGAGACAAGAACUGAGUUCAUGGAGAGGUUGUCUCCAACAUGCCAUCACAAUUCAUGUAGGAUUUCAGUAGGUGACCUAAUGAGGAUCUCAGGUGCUGCUGCUGCUUCAGGGGAGGAAGAAGUGAAGAUAUGUUCACCCCCGAUGUGUUUGUGUGCUUUUCUAAUGGCUUACUAUCUGCAAUGUUCUACAGGCUACACGCUGUGGUGCUAAUUCUAUAACCGCUGCACAGUUUACUGUAUAUUUAGGGCACUGGGCUUAGAAUGGGAUGAUUUGGACUGAAAUCCUUUAUUUAUCAAAGCUGUUACAACAAAUCUGCGAACAAGCUAGGCUUUAAACGCAAACACGGUCACGGAACACUCACCCUUUCACUUGGGUAUCUUCUCUGAGGUGCUUCAGCUGGAACAGGAAACCCGCGAUGCCAGAUCAUUUGAAGUCACCCUCGUUGAAAUGAGAGCGUGUUCAAAACCAGUCACUGUUUUCUAGGUGUUGUCCAAAGCUUCAAAUGGUGUUUUUUUAUUUUUUACUUUUUGGGGGGGGGGGGGGGGGGGGGGGGUCAUCUGGUAGUUAGUCCUAAAGUGAAAGUCGUAGCAGCUAGCUGUUUUUCCUCUGAUAUUGAGUCGUGAACCUUUCACACCAGUGGUGUUAUCGUUGGAGGACCCUGGGAAGUUCAGUGAGACAGACAACCAGAUGGUUCAAUUGUGGCUUUCCGUCCAAAAAUUGUUAUUGGAGGAAGUUUUUAGACAAAUGUGAUAGAACAGCUUUAUUUUAUUUUUUUUCUCUUUCGAUAUAUUUGUUAGCUAUACUAUGUGAGAACAUUUCUAAGAGACAUGAAAGAAAAAUUAAGCUAAUUUGUUUUCCUAAUUUGUUAUAGCAGCUUUAAGUUUAGACUUCCCAUUUCAGAUCAUUUUGUGGUGCUAAUGCAUUAUUACUCAUAAAUUUGAACAAAAUGAAAUGUCAUUGUACCAAUUACCUGUAACAUUUUACAUAAAUACUCUUUUACACA
This is a messenger RNA of Nothobranchius furzeri (turquoise killifish), 3415 nucleotides long. Its product is annotated as zinc finger protein aebp2. Gene Ontology annotation, biological process: regulation of transcription by RNA polymerase II. NCBI's taxonomy places the organism in Eukaryota, Metazoa, Chordata, Actinopteri, Cyprinodontiformes, Nothobranchiidae. The record is from RefSeq and is a predicted model, not a curated record. Gene Ontology annotation, cellular component: ESC/E(Z) complex.